Molecule: messenger RNA, 4199 nt
Organism: Chrysemys picta bellii (western painted turtle)
Lineage: Eukaryota; Metazoa; Chordata; Testudines; Emydidae
Gene: KLHL25
Product: kelch like family member 25
Molecular function (GO): protein binding
Source: RefSeq, a predicted model, not a curated record
CCUGACUUCUGGCUGUCACCCCCUAUCAGUCACAAUGCCGCAGCUCUGAUUGGUUGCCCUGGCCCUGCUGGGGGGGGGUCUCCUCCUCCAGCUUGGAAACUAGUUAGUGUCAAGCCCCCGGUGUUACAUUGUAGCCAGUCAGUGGGAGUUACCUGGGGGGGCAGCAUGGGCACCCGCCCGCCGGGGGAUCUACAGUGACCUGGGGACACGCUCUGACCCCUGGGGCAGAUCGCUGGCCAGUCUACAUUUACCUUUAUUAAAAUGUGCCGCUGGGGCGUGGAAAGACCCAACAAUACGGUGUCAGACUAUUCGGUGACAGCGUGAACUCAGCAUGCUGUCUGCGGAUACUUGGAUGUAUUGCUUUCUUGUCAUCCUGGAGCACCGUACAGCCCCUUACCGAACAUCACAAGACACAGGAAGAGAAACUCCUCGUUCGUCUGUAAAGCAUCAGCAGACUGUGCUGCUGUCAUCAUGUCGGUCAGCGUCCACGAGAACCGUAAAUCCCGAACGAGCACCGGCUCUAUGAACAUCUUGCUUUUCCACAAAACCUCCCACCCAGACUGCGUCCUGUCCCAUCUCAACACCUUCCGGAAGCGCUGCGUGUUCACUGACGUCACCCUCUGGGCCGGGAACAGGUCCUUCCCCUGCCAUCGUGCUGUGCUGGCUGCCUCCAGCAGCUAUUUCGAGGCCAUGUUCAGCAACGGCCUGCGGGAGAGCCUGGACGAUGAGGUUAAUUUCCAUGAUAGCCUCCACCCAGAGGUGCUGGAGCUGCUGCUGGACUUCGCGUACUCCUCCCAGAUCAUCAUCAAUGAGGAGAACGCAGAGUCCCUGCUGGAGGCUGGGGACAUGCUGCAGUUCCACGACGUCCGAGACGCAGCGGCCGAGUUCCUCGAGAAGAACCUCUACCCUUCCAACUGCCUGGGCAUGAUGCUGCUCUCGGACGUUCAUCAGUGCCGCAGACUCUACGAGCUGUCCUGGAGGAUGUGCCUGGUCAACUUUGAAACAGUGCACAAGAGCGAGGAUUUCAACAACCUCUCCAAGGACAUCCUGCUGGACCUGAUCGCCAGUGACGAGCUGGAGAUAGAGGAUGAGGAGAAGGUCUUCAGGGCCAUCAUUCAGUGGGUGAAGUAUGACUUGGACAAACGGAAGGUGCAUCUCCCAGAGCUGCUGAGGAACGUGCGUCUGGCCUUGUUGCCUUCCAAGUGCCUCAAGGAAGCCAUGGCGUGCGAGGACCUGAUCAUGGCAGAUGAGAGGAACAAGCUCAUCAUGGACGAGGCCAUGCACUGCAAGAAGAAGAUCCUCCAGAAUGACGGGGUGGUCACCAGCCCCUGUGCCAGGCCCCGCAAAGCCGGGCACACCUUGCUGAUCCUGGGCGGGCAGACCUUUAUGUGUGAUAAGAUCUACCAGGUGGAUCAAAAGGCAAAAGAGAUCAUCCCCAAAGCAGACCUGCCAAGCCCAAGGAAAGAGUUUAGUGCCUGUGCCAUUGGCUGCAAAGUCUAUGUCACUGGCGGGCGGGGCUCAGAGAAUGGGGUCUCCAAAGACGUCUGGGUAUAUGACACCGUUCAUGAGGAAUGGUCCAAAGCUGCUCCCAUGCUGAUAGCUAGGUUUGGGCAUGGCUCAGCUGAACUGGAGAACUGCCUCUACGUGGUCGGUGGGCACACGGCGGUGGCUGGCGUCUUUCCGGCAUCUCCCUCUGUUUCCUUGAAGCAGGUAGAGAAGUAUGACCCUGCCUCCAACAAAUGGACCAUGGUGGCCCCUCUAAGGGAUGGAGUCAGCAACGCUGCAGUGGUCAGUGCUCGGCUGAAGCUUUUUGUCUUUGGCGGGACCAGCAUCCACCGGGACAUGGUGUCCAAAGUCCAAUGCUAUGAUCCUGUCGUGAACCGGUGGGCGAUCAAAGCAGAGUGCCCCCAACCUUGGCGCUACACUGCCGCCGCUGUUCUAGGCAGCCAGAUUUUCAUCAUGGGCGGGGACACUGAAUUCACAGCUGCGUCCGCCUACCGCUUCGACUGUGAAACGGACCAGUGGACGCGGAUCGGGGACAUGACUGCCAAGCGCAUGUCAUGCCACGCCUUGGCCUCGGGGAAUAAGCUUUACGUGGUGGGGGGUUACUUUGGGACGCAGAGGUGUAAAACGCUGGAUUGUUAUGACCCUACCUCGGACACGUGGAACUGUAUAACAACAGUGCCGUACUCACUCAUCCCCACGGCUUUCGUCAGCACAUGGAAGCACUUGCCAGCUUGAGAGGCAUUGACUUGGGCCCAGAAUUCAGAAGCUUAACCGGAUGCCACUGUCGAAUUCAUCUCCCUUUCUCUCUGCUGGAGUCUGCACAGUGACCGAAUGCUACCAGCCUCGCUCCUUACUGCCCCCACCCAAAGCCUGCAAAGGGUAUUUUGCAGCCCUGCCCUGGCCCAGGGCAUGGGAAAAGGGCUGACCUGAGAAUGAAGGCUGAGAGGGGAUGCAGCUACUCGAAUGGCCGUGCAAUCAAGCAACUGAAGGAGAACGGAGCUGAGAAAAGUGCUGGUGUGGAGGCCUAUUGUGUCGGGGCUGUUUUCCAUUGGGGCUCUCGUUUGUGGGAGUGGGGAGGGAAGGGGAUUGGUUUUACUAUGGUAAGAAAGAUGAAGUAUCCGUGGACGCUGCUUUAAGCCUAUUGAGCUGCAGGAAAUGGAUGUUGCUGCCACUACCUAAGGAGGCACAAGUUUGAAUUAAACAGAGCGCAGUGGGAGCGCAGGACCUGUCCUGCCACCUGAUUCCGCUGGAGUUUGUGCUAGGACCCCAGCAGGGUUUUCCAGCGGUCCUAAGAGCGCACAGCACAGUAACCCGACGAGGUGCUUUUUGUACUGGGGCACACGGGAGGGUUCUACACUUUUUAAAAGCGGUUAAUUUUGCAGAGUGCUUUGUCGGUGAUCCCGGGUCAUUAGGACACUUCAAAAUGAUCCAAACCGAAGGGGAGUGUGAGACGGGUGGCUGUUGCCAGUGGGGCGGGGAUUGGAGAAUCCGACUCUGGGCUCUGCACAGAUUGGAAAGGUAGCAGAGAGCCAGCCCCGUGCAUGACCCAAGUACCUGCUCCUGUUGCCGGGCAGGGAAGCUGGCUGCUGAAACUUAAAUUGGUAGCCCUUCAAUGUUGCUAAAAAAAAUCCCAGGAGGCCGACACCCCAGACAGCCAGGUAACUUGCAGGAAGAAGGCAGGGACCCGUUGUGCACAUCAGAACAUUUUCCUUCCGCAUUGUACUGCAGUGUGUCAGAGGCCUGGCAGCUCCCUUCCCACAGCAGCUGGGGAGAGGCGUUGUACACCUGUCAGUGUGUCAGGAUCUGGGUUAAUUAUGUUGCAAAGGGCUGACCUAAAGCUGGAUAACACUCGCUGCACAUUCAGAGCAGGUCUCUGAGCCGCUCCUCUGCAUUAUUACAUCCCCUAAAUCCUGGGUGUGUAGGAGGGAAGGGGGUUUUAUCAGCAAAUGAACAGGAACACGGAAUUUACCGUACCAGAUCUGAUCUUCAGUCCAGUGAGAAGCAUGUCCUGCCUCAACAGUGCCUAAUACACGAUGCUUCAAAGGUAAAGUAUCACACAAUUGGCAAGGUGAAUUAUGGGAGGGGAGUAUUGGUAAAGAAUCCAUUCCCUACCCUGUGCUGGCACACCCUGAUGCCUGUGGUGGCUGUACCCUCAUCCCAUCCUGCAGAGCUGCCACGGGUGUUGGUCAUAAAUUACCCAUAAGCAGCUCUUAAGUUUCAGUGGCUGAUCGCCGCGGGCCAGGGCUGUCAACGUGGCGGUGCGCUCUGCCUGCAUUUUGUUUUACAGGACGUACCCAUUAAUUCUGAGUGACCCCCUUGUUCUCAUCAUGGAUUAGGGCUCUUUCUUUGAUAACAACUGUUUACAGCAUGGACUACAUUUCUUCCACACCGAGCCCGACCACUGCUGUCCGCAGGCCUGGCGGCUCCAGCAUGCCUUUGCGUACUCUGAGUUUUCAAUGGAUGCGCUUAAGCUGCAGCCCAGCCAGCCAAAUAGUGCAAUGUACUGGAAACCCUUGACGUGGCCUCAAACACAGAUGCCUUUCAGGAGGGAAGAGCUCCCUUCCCUGGAAAGAUGAGCACGCCCUUUUUACACAGCCGCCUCGCUAAUGGACUGCAUUGUUGAUUGAUUUAAGUGUUGGUUCUCCCCCGAUGUCUGAGAACUUUAAUAAAACAGUCUGGGGAGCCUUUUGGGG